GUUGUCAAGGAAUGGUGAUUUUUUAUGAUAAUCAAUAUGCCUGGUGGGUUUCUCGAGAUGAAGAGAAAAUGCUGUAUUGGGGUGGAGCGACUUCUAGAAGAAAUAAUUACUGCGCUUGCGGAGAGACAGGUCAAUGUGCUGAAAACCUCUACAAAUGCAAUUGUGAUAAGAACGACGUCGGCACCAUCAGGGUGGACGAAGGAUUCCUGACCGACAAGACCAAGUUACCGGUUAAGGAAAUAAGAUUCGGCGACAUGGGGGAUAAUGGAGAAAAUGGAUGGCACACUCUUGGCAAAUUAGAAUGCAUAGGUUAAAAACUCGAAACCGACGGAAAACUAAGAACACUGAUUUACAUUACAAUGAAUUUCUUUUUUUUAUUUGUUCAUAUAUUUCAUAUCGCUUACAACAAGACAACGGAUAAGCAACCCCUAGCACAUGCCAAGAUACUGUUUUGGAUUAUAAGAAUAUUUCCGGUUGUUCAUAUCCUAUCGGAAGUAUUUCAUCGGUAAAUAUCACGAAUUAAUUGUUUUUUUGAAGCGAAUCGAAAAUUAUUCUAUCGGGAAAUAUCACGCUCAAAUUAAGGCAAACUUUUUCGUCAUGUCAACGCUGAAAAGUAACUGUUGAAAGAGUCGAGAAAUGUUUAAAUAGCAUUUCACGUAGUUCGAUACUGUUAAAAGGUGUCAGUUGUUAAAUGUUAAGUAGUAUUUCGUCUUAACUUCUGUUACUUUUGCGUUGCUUUAUUACCACCCUGUAGUUUGCUUUUGAAACGACUCGAUGCGGACUUAAUGAUAAUUUUUCAGAACUUCAACUCGUGCAAAUUAUGUAACGUUUGUGAAUG
Molecule: messenger RNA, 838 nt
Organism: Styela clava
Lineage: Eukaryota; Metazoa; Chordata; Ascidiacea; Stolidobranchia; Styelidae
Source: RefSeq, a predicted model, not a curated record